Molecule: messenger RNA, 1598 nt
Organism: Linum tenue
Lineage: Eukaryota; Viridiplantae; Streptophyta; Magnoliopsida; Malpighiales; Linaceae
Source: the annotation of a GenBank genome assembly
GGAGCUGCUUUUUUCUGAGGUGAGAUCUGGGCCUCCAGCCCUCCACCGCCACCUUUUGUGUCAAUUUUGCAAAGCCCGGUAGCUAAACGACAUCAAUCCCAUCACCAGCAGAAAACGACACUGCGUUUCAGUUGAAGGAAAGAAGUCGGUCGUCUGAAUCAAGUCGAGUCGGGAGAGAAAAAGGUUGUUUUCUUCAAUUGAAAUUGGUUUCAAUUUGUUUACUUUUCUCUCUGACUAUAUAUCCUCAUGUCGUUCGAAAAGGGGGAUUAGGGCUUCGUAUUCAUCCUCCGAUCGUAAGACAUUCUAACCUCCAUUCUCCGACCAUCGAAGAUCCAGUGGCCAAAGGAUUAAAAAUCGUCCGGAGAUGGGAGAUCAGAUUGCCAGGGCGGACGAUUUCGAGAAGAAAGCAGAGAAGAAGCUCAGCGGUUGGGGCAUAUUCGGCUCCAAAUUCGAAGACGCGGCCGAUCUGUUUGACAAAGCUGCUAAUUCUUACAAACUUGCUAAAUCCUGGGAUAGAGCUGGGGCUACAUAUGUCAAGCUUGCAAACUGUCAUCUGAAAUUGGACAGCAAACAUGAGGCGGCACAAGCUUAUGUUGAUGCUGCUCACUGCUAUAAAAAGACAUCCACAAGUGAGGCAAUUUCUUGCCUAGGUCAGGCAGUGGAAAUGUUUUGUGACAUUGGAAGGAUCAGUAUGGCUGCAAGAUACAACAAGGAAAUUGCUGAAUUGUAUGAAUCAGAAGCAAAUAUAGAGAAGUCGAUCGAGUUUUAUGAAAAAGCUGCUGAUUUUUUCCAAGGUGAAGAAGUAACAACUUCUGCCAACCAGUGCAAGCAGAAAGUAGCUCAGUUUGCUGCGGAAUUGGAACAAUACCCCAAGGCAAUUGAGAUCUAUGAAGAGAUUGCACGCCAUUCUCUCAGUAAUAACUUGCUCAAGUAUGGAGUUAAAGGUCAUCUUCUGAAUGCUGGGAUUUGCCAUCUCUGCAAAGGUGACGUUGUUGCGAUUACCAAUGCGCUCGAGAAAUAUCAGGAUUUGGAUCCAACAUUUUCCGGAACUCGUGAAUACAGAUUGCUAGCGGAUCUUGCUAGUGCCAUCGACGAGGAAGACAUUACAAAGUUCACUGAUGUGGUCAAGGAAUUUGACAGCAUGACCCAAUUGGUAAUUUUUUUUUUUUUUUGUAAAUGUAUCCUGGAAUGCGUAUCCACUCAAUUCAUUGUUCUGCUCCAUUUUCUUUUACCGCAGUGAAAAAUAAUCGCGUAGUGCAUGGUUCAAUUUGGAUUCAGUAUGUUCUGAUUAGAUGAUUUUUGCACUGUGUUGCCUGAAACUUUGCUAUAUAGGACUCGUGGAAGACGACCCUUCUCUUGAGGGUGAAAGAGAAGCUGAAGGCCAAGGAGCUAGAGGAGGACGACCUCACUUAAUUUCGGUGUCUCACUGAUGAUCAAUUACAUGAUUUUAUUUGACGGGUUUGGUAUCCAGUCCGCUGUCUUCUGUCUAUCUCCAUUAUCGUUUUUUUUCUUGGCUUGAGAUUCGAUGUGAGUGUGCUUCACUGCUUUGUAAUUGGUAGUAGUAUCUGGUUUCCGAUGUGGAUUUAUCGACACUGAGA